GAGCCAGGGGCGGACUGACCAUUUGGAAACUCGGGCACUGCCCGAGAGCCCAGGGUCAGUAGGGGGCCCCAUGAGAUACCCCUGGUACCUUUUUCAUAGGCUUUUUUGAGUUUGGGCAAAGACACAGGGGCCCCAUGAUCCCCUAUUGUCCGGGGGCCCCAUGAGUUGUCAGUCCGCCCUUGCGCUGAGCAAACCGUUGGCGCUAUAUAAAUCCUGUAUAAUAAUAAUAAUAUUGUAUUGUUAUGGCCCGGGGUCAGUAGGGGGCCCCAUGAGAGGCCCCUGGUACCUUUUUCAUAGGCUUUAUUGAGUUUGGGCAAGGACACAGGGGCCCCAUGAUCCCCUAUUGCCCGGGGGCCCCAU
This is a messenger RNA of Staurois parvus, 360 nucleotides long. The record is from the annotation of a GenBank genome assembly. NCBI's taxonomy places the organism in Eukaryota, Metazoa, Chordata, Amphibia, Anura, Ranidae.